Argiope bruennichi is the source of this 1393-nucleotide messenger RNA. RefSeq names its product TBC1 domain family member 7-like (gene TBC1d7). The coding region runs from base 266 to 1111 and encodes 281 amino acids. The transcript has 7 exons. NCBI's taxonomy places the organism in Eukaryota, Metazoa, Arthropoda, Arachnida, Araneae, Araneidae. The record is from RefSeq and is a predicted model, not a curated record. Gene Ontology annotation, molecular function: GTPase activator activity. Gene Ontology annotation, biological process: negative regulation of TOR signaling; activation of GTPase activity.
AUCAUUCUCUCGCUAUCCGCUUCUCUUAUUAUCAAUAAAAAAAAAAUCAACCAAUCAAAUGCGUAAACAAAAUAUUCGGAAAUCUGUUGACAGCGUGUUCACAGAUUGUUUGAUAUUGAAGUGCUUGUGUUUGCUAAAGUUAAAAAAAUUCCUUCAACGAUCAAAUGCGUAAAAAAAUCUCAGCAAAUCUGAUGCCAGCGUGUUCAAAGAUUGUGUUAUUGUUUAUUAUUGCUUGUUGAAGUUACAUUUCCAGCAUCUAUUAAAUAUGAGUGAUAAAAGUCGAAAUUUCCGAUCUUCAUAUUAUGACAAAGUUGGGUUUCGUGGAGUUGAAGAAAAAAAAUCUUUAGAGAUAUUAAUUAAUGAGAAACCAAUGGAUAAAGAGAAACUGUCAAAAUUUUGUUUGCGCUUUACUCUUCCAGCAAUAUACAGAGAAUAUGUUUGGAAAGUUCUCUUAGGUAUUCUUCCUGUAAAUGUAGAAAGGCACAACUCAGUUUUAAAUCAAAGAUCUGAAUAUUAUAAAGAAUUGGAGCAUUCUUUGGAAAUUAUGAGAAAAAUUACUAAAGAGACUCCUAAACCUAUUAUUCACACACUUAUGUUCUUACUUAUUGAAGAAGUAUUAGAUUUCGAAACACAAAGACAAUUGGAAACCACUGAAGUUCAAAAUAUCAUUUCUCUUGCAACCUUUUUUCUUGAUGUAUGUUCAACAGAAAUUGCCUUCUGGAUGUUAAGAAACUUCAUUUUAUAUCAACAAAGAUUUAAUAUUCUUCCAAAAUUUCUUAUUGAAAAUUUAGAAUCUGUUCUUCGACAAGAAGAUGAUGUAUUAUAUGAACAUUUAAGGCAGAUAAAAGCAUUAGAAGCUCUUCCUUUAGAUAUGUGGUUUGGAAGGUAUUUUACUGGAGUUAUACAUGAAAGUUCAUUAGCAAGAAUAUUUGACAAAGUUAUGGGUGGAAGUUGCAAAAUACUCCCUUAUGUAGCUGCUUCACUUUUGAUUGUUAGAAGACAUUUGUUGCUACCAUUGAAUGAUUCAGCUAAAAUUAUUGAUAUACUGAAACAGAAUCCUGAAGACAUAUCUGAUAUGAUUGUUAACAAAACUUUAGAUUUGUACAGUUAAAUACUGAUGUAUUCUGAGGUUCUUUGAAAGGUGUUGGCUGUACACAUUAAGCAAUAUAAAAGAGCUUGCAUUUAGCUGAUGUGAUGCAACACAACUUGUAUGAAUUUGUGGACAUUAAUGGCUUUAUAAGAAAUUUUAUGUAAUUGCUUUGUAAAUAUCAAAGUUGCAUGUUUCAUUUUCACAUUUAUUUUAAUGUAAUAAUUUUUAUCAUUUAUGACAUGUAAAAAAACACCAUUGAUUUUAAAAAAUGUAUUGUAUUACUUGCAAUGUAAUUAAAAAAAU